GUCAUCUAGAUAUCUGGUAAAAAGGAAGUACAAAAACCUGUCUAGAUACCAGCUAUAUAAGAAGGAAAUAAGUGGCCAUGAUACUAGUCCGAUGUUUAUGGAAAAUGUGAGCUGCUUGAACACCUCCCUGGUCAUCCUGAUGCUGGCACAUCGACACUCUGAACUCCCUUUGUACCUUGAGGGUCUGCGCAGUCAUGUUGAGCCACACCUCCUCACUAACCUGCGCUCUCUCUUGCGAUUCUGGCAAACUCACUACCUCCAUAAUAAAGAUAAAGACUGCAACACACUUCAGAGGAGUUCAGGUAUCUCCUUCGAUUUCUGGCGGGAGACAGUUGCAACACUAGUUGCUGAAAACAAACUCUCCCCAGACUGCAUAUACCACUACCUGUCUCCUGAGGAUCUUAACUUGUCUCGAACCAGCUAGAAAGCAGCCCAUAUAUGGUUGCCAAGGCUAAGCUGAUUUUUUAUAUAUUUUUUUUGUAUUCUUUGCUUUUUAUUAUUCACAAGAAAGAUUUUGUAUUUCAGGGUUUUCUGUCUUCUCUGGCUCUUUAUUUUUCACAAGAGAAUUUGUAACAAAUCUUCAUAGUGCAGGAAGAGUGGGUUUAGGACUGAUUUUUAAAAACUGUUAUUGUCAUUGUUAUCUUAUUUUUCUACUUUAGUUUUUUGUUCAUUGCAAUGCAACAUUUCUGCAUGUGGAGUACAAAAGUUAUUGUCAACUGCAUACAGUAGAAAAAGAAGAAGAAAAAAAGAGGUGUAUUUUUGCCAGAGAUGCUCUAGUCAUUUUUUAAAGAAACUUAUACUGAGUUAAGUGAGAAUAAGACUAGAGGAGGAGAAAUUUUUUCUAUUCAGGGAUGAGCUUGUUGGUAACGCAAGGUAGAAGAGCGUUUAACUUUAUGGAGAAUUAAAGAAAUAAAAAAUAAAAUAAAAGAAAAAGAAAACAAGUAAGAAAGAGUGAGUCAGGGGAAGGGGAAGAAAGAGAAAAUUAGAUUCUUUUGCAGUUUGGCAUCAGCUACUUUUCAUUGUGUUUUAAUUUAUGGUAUUCUUGUUCAUAAAAAAAAGGGGGAAAAAUUAUCACUCCUGUCCUCUUAUAUUUGAUAUAUUGUAUACUUUGAAAAUGUUGAAACUUUAUAGAACAAAUAAAUAUUUUGUCUAGCUCACUGGGGAUUUUACGGACUAAGAGAUGGGAAGAAAAGCAGUACUGUAUAUACUCUGUAAGAUAUAGGAAAUCUCCAGCCUUACAUAUCACUUAACAUAAAUUGAGAGAAGUGAAAUAAGCAAUGAAAGAACCAAGCAUCAUCUUUAGAAGGAGAAAAUUAUGACAGAAAUCAAACUUUAACAUAUUACAUCAACAAUACCCCCAAUUUUCGACAAAGGCAAACUAUUUAUCUGAAUUUAAUCCAUUGAUGAGAGGUACAUGCACUGUUCACAGUAGUUUUGUUUUGUCGUUUUCUUUACACAUAGAUGACUUCACAAAUCCUUUAUCAGCAAUUAUUCAAAUACAAAGCCUACCUGACCUAACCUGUUUACCCCACUCCCAGAAUUUUUGGGAGAAACUUUUUUAUUCAUUAUGAUAUUAUAAUCAUCAUGAACUUUAUUGAUUUUAUCAUUGACAUUAUUGCCAUUUUAACAUAACUAUGCUGACAGUAAUGAAAGUUAGAUUUCCCCACCGCAAACAAAAUCAAGGAUCCGGGUAAUCAGUUAGAGCCACUGUUAAAAAAAGGAAAAGAAAAAAAUUAGUGGACCUUUCUGGCAUGAAUGGGUUUUGGAUAACCAGCAUUAUUGCUGAGCAGUGGUGGGC
Molecule: messenger RNA, 1798 nt
Organism: Penaeus vannamei (Pacific white shrimp)
Lineage: Eukaryota; Metazoa; Arthropoda; Malacostraca; Decapoda; Penaeidae
Source: RefSeq, a predicted model, not a curated record